Molecule: messenger RNA, 1121 nt
Organism: Gracilinanus agilis (Agile Gracile Mouse Opossum)
Lineage: Eukaryota; Metazoa; Chordata; Mammalia; Didelphimorphia; Didelphidae
Gene: ZBED3
Product: zinc finger BED-type containing 3
Exons: 4
Coding region: 202-879 (225 amino acids)
Biological process (GO): regulation of transcription by RNA polymerase II
Molecular function (GO): transcription cis-regulatory region binding
Source: RefSeq, a predicted model, not a curated record
AUCCCGGGUGGCGAAGGUCCUGCCAACUUCGCGCCAGAGGGAGCGGACAGCCUGCGAGAGGCCAGGCAUGAUGAUGAACCAGUUAACGAGUAGAAAAGGCUCCUGGAAUUGGUUUCAUUGAAUUUGAGAUAUUUUACAUGGAUAUCUAUCCUAAAGAUAUGUUCUGACUAGGGCCUGGAACAAAGAUUAAGGUGAAAAAAAAUGGAAGAAGGUGGCUCAUAUAUUGACACCCUCAGAAGCGUGGCCCCUGCAGCCCAAGGCCGGGGAAUGAGAUACUCGGAAGCUUGGGAAUACUUUCACCUAACCUUAGCCCGCUCUGGUCUCCCUGCCAGUCAGUAUGCCACCUGUAGGCUAUGUGGAAAGCAAGUGAGCCGGGGUCCGGGCUUUAACGUUGGAACCACAGCUCUGUGGAAGCAUCUGAAGAGUAUGCAUAAGCAAGAACUGGAAAAGAGUGGGCACCGACAGACUGGCCCUCACCCAGAAGCACCUCCUUCUCUUCCACCCUCUUCACCCGGGGUAGAGGGUGACUGGGGGCGCCUGAUGGAACAGAUGGGAGCACUGGCUUUACGGGCCAGCCAGCGGGAAAGGGAACUGGAGAAAAGAGAGAAGGCAGUGGAGAGGAGAGAAAGAGUUCUAGAAUUGAGGAAAAGGGCCAUUGAAGAGGAGGAGAAGGAUUUAGCUGAGAAGAGGCAGGAGCUUCAGGCUGAAAAGGAAGGGCUGCAAGCUCGGCUCCUGGAAGUAUGCCAGAGAGAAAAUGCUUUGGCCCUGGCUACUGCCCCUCUGUCCACCCCCAUCAAAGAGGAACAAGAGGAUCAUGGGACAAUUAUUAAGACUUGGUAUGAGAUGUUACUCAGGUUUGGUUUCUUUCUCUCCUGCUGAAUCAGAGACUGGGACCUUUUCAUUUUGAGGGGACUUCAUUUUUCACAAGUAAGUCACCUUCAUUCUCUUGCUCGGUAAUCAUGCCUAUUUGCUUCCCUUUUGUUCCUUCUCCUCCUUCCCCCCCUUUUGUGAACUUUUCUGUCCUUGGCUUUAUCCUUACCUACUGUCUUUUUGGGUUAAGCUCAACUUUUGCAAGGAUGGAUUUAGCUGACAAUCUUGUCCUUCUUUUGGGCUCUUCACCU